Acanthisitta chloris (rifleman) is the source of this 1029-nucleotide messenger RNA. Its product is annotated as olfactory receptor 4S2-like. Lineage: Eukaryota; Metazoa; Chordata; Aves; Passeriformes; Acanthisittidae. Gene Ontology annotation, cellular component: membrane. The record is from RefSeq and is a predicted model, not a curated record. The transcript has 3 exons. Gene Ontology annotation, molecular function: olfactory receptor activity; G protein-coupled receptor activity. Gene Ontology annotation, biological process: G protein-coupled receptor signaling pathway.
AUGCAACUUCUUGAGAUGGUGUAAUUUCUAAUCCUUUUUUUAAGUUACAACAGUGCACAUUAUUCUGCUCUGCAUAUCACCCAACAGAUUAACAUGGACAACACCAGCAGUGUGAAGGAAUUCAUCCUCCUGGGCCUCUCAGGGAAUCAAGUGGCUCAGAAAAUAUAUUUCGUGAUGUUUCUGCUUUUCUACAUGAUCAUUGUGGCAGGAAAUCUGCUCAUAGUUAUCACUAUAAUUAGCAGCCAACAACUGAACUCCCCCUUGUACUUCUUCCUCUGCUACCUGUCCUUCGUGGAUAUCUGUUACUCCUCCGUCACAGCUCCUAAAAUGAUCACAGACUUCCUCAUGGAAAAUAAAACCAUCUCCUUUGAGGGCUGUGUAGUGCAGUUGUUUGGGGGUCACUUCUUUGGCUGCACAGAGAUCUUCCUCCUGACAGUGAUGGCCUACGACCGCUACGUUGCCAUCUGCAAACCUCUCCACUACACCACCCUCGUGACUCGCCACGCGUGUGGCCUCAUGGUGAUGGGCUCAUGGGUGGGGGCCUUCGUGCAUGCCAUCCUGCAGACCCUUCUGAUUGCUCUGCUCCCCUUCUGUGGCCCAAACAAAAUUGACCACUUCUUCUGUGAUGUCCGGCCCCUGCUGCACUUGGCCUGUAGUGACACCCGUGCCGUGGCCAUCGCUCUCGUUGCCAACAGUGAGGUGAUAAGUCUGAGCUGUUUCUUCAUCCUGGUCGUGUCUUAUGCUGUCAUCCUGGUUUCCUUGAGAGGGCAAACAUCUGCAGGGUGGCAGAAGGUGAUCUCCACCUGUGGGUCCCACAUUACUGUGGUGAUCCUGUUCUUUGGGCCAUGCAUAUUUGUCUAUAUCCGUCCGUCCAGUGACCUCUUGGAGGACAAGAACAUGGCUGUGUUCUACACUAUCAUCACACCCAUGCUGAAUCCAUUCAUCUACACACUCAGAAAUGAGGAGAUGAAGAGCACCAUGAGAAAACUGUGGAGAAGAAAAGUGGGAAGGGAAAAUGGAAAGGUGUAG